GCCCCACCUCCGUGCGUCACAGAAUGGCCUCGGACACCCAGGCAGCCCUGACGUGUCGGGGAGGAGCCGGGCGCGGAGGUGCGCGGAGUGGAGCUCGGGGCUGCGGAGGGGAGCCGAGCUGAGAGGCUGGGUGGGCCUGGCCAAGCCAGCGGAGCGGAGACGUCGGUCGAGCGGCGGCGAACAUGCGCUUUUGACACAUUGGAGGCUUUCUUGAUCAUGGAUGGUGAAGAUAUACCAGAUUUUUCAAGUUUAAAGGAGGAAACUGCCUAUUGGAAGGAACUUUCCUUGAAGUAUAAGCAAAGCUUCCAGGAAGCUCGGGAUGAGCUAGUUGAAUUCCAGGAAGGAAGCAGAGAAUUAGAAGCAGAGUUGGAGGCACAAUUAGUACAGGCUGAACAAAGAAAUAGAGACUUGCAGGCUGAUAACCAAAGACUGAAAUAUGAAGUGGAGGCAUUAAAGGAGAAGCUAGAGCAUCAGUAUGCACAGAGCUACAAGCAGGUCUCAGUGUUAGAAGACGAUUUAAGUCAGACUCGAGCCAUUAAGGAGCAAUUGCAUAAGUAUGUGAGAGAGCUGGAGCAGGCCAAUGACGACCUGGAGCGAGCCAAAAGGGCAACAAUAGUUUCACUGGAAGACUUUGAACAGAGGCUAAAUCAGGCCAUUGAACGAAAUGCGUUUUUAGAAAGUGAACUUGAUGAAAAGGAAUCUUUGUUGGUCUCUGUACAGAGGUUAAAGGAUGAAGCAAGAGAUUUAAGGCAAGAACUAGCAGUUCGAGAAAGACAGCAGGAAGUAACUAGAAAGUCGGCUCCUAGCUCUCCAACUCUAGACUGUGAAAAGAUGGACUCUGCUGUCCAAGCGUCACUCUCUUUGCCAGCUACCCCUGUUGGCAAAGGAACGGAGAACACUUUUCCUUCACCGAAAGGUGCCAUGGAGUACAGUGGCGCGAUCUCGGCUCACUGCAACCUCCGCCUCCCAGGUUCAAGCAAUUCUCCUGCCUCAGCCUCCCGAGUAACUGGGACUACAGCUAUACCAAAUGGUUUUGGUACCAGUCCACUAACUCCUUCUGCUAGGAUAUCAGCACUGAACAUUGUGGGGGAUCUCUUACGCAAAGUGGGGGCUUUAGAAUCCAAAUUAGCAGCUUGCAGGAAUUUUGCAAAGGACCAAGCAUCACGAAAAUCCUAUAUUUCAGGGAAUGUUAACUGUGGGGUGCUGAAUGGCAAUGGCACAAAGUUCUCUCGAACAGGGCAUACAUCAUUCUUCGACAAAGGAUGGAGUCUCUGUCAGUCUGGCUGGAGUACAGUGGUGCCAUCUCUGCUCAAUGCAACCUCCACCUCCUGAGUUCAAGUGAUUCUUGUGCCUCAGCCUCCCAAGUAGCUGGGAUUACAGGUGUGUGCCAGCACACCUGGCUAAUUUUUGUAUUUUUAGUAGAGGCGGGGUUUUACCACAUUAGCCAGGCUGGUCUUGAACUCCUAACCUCAGGUGAUCCGCCCACCUCGGCCUCCCAAAGUGCUGGGAUUACAGUUGUGAGCCACCACGCCUGGCCUGUAUGCAGUGAUCUUCUAAACAGCAAAUGUUACAUACAAGCUACCUGUGAGUUAUACUGAACAUAGACUUUUGAAGACACAAUUCUUAGUUUAAUCACCUAAACUUUCAGCCUGAGAAAUAACCCAAUUUAUUAAGUGAUUGUUUCACUUGAGAAUUUACAGGACUUUGGCAGCUCACACUGAAAACAAACAAAAAUCCCCUAUCCUCACUCUUUGGUUAGAGGUGAAACAAGCCCAUAUUUGUAGACAGGUCUACGUUGUCCCAUAUGAAGGAGAGGUAACUUAUUUGGAGGACUCCAUGGAAGAUAGAAAAAAUUACUUUGUUCCUUGACAAAUAUGCAAAAAUGGAUAGGGAGGGAGUCAGCCCAAAGAGUGAGUUAUGUUACUUCAGCCCACUGGAGUCUAAGAGUGGAGUGGGAAGUCCUGGGGCAUGGGGCUGGGGAGGAUGCAGGGUUCUGGCCAUAAGCCCUGCAUUUCUGGGCUCCAAGCUCCCCAACCAGAGGGUGAAUCCGAAGGUCUGCCUGGUUCUGGGGAAUAUGGCAUGAUAGCUUUGUAAAUGCCUGCCUGCCAGAGCUGUGCUGUAUAGUUUCUCAGACAUUUCAGAAUGCUUGAAUACAACAAUAUGAAAGCUGUUAAGCCAUCCCUUCCUGUGGGGAGAAGAAAGGCUAGGAUUUUUGUCAUACUGCAUUUCAUCUCUGCCAGCAAACUAGCAUUUCAUGUGAUACCACACACUUGGCAAAGGGACUUUGGGUAGGAGAUGCAAACUCAGGGGGCACAGUGUAGUUAGCCCUGAGCCGAGUCCUAAAGCCCAGCCUUCCCUGAGUGUUCUCAGAGGCCUGUCCUUCCACCCUCUGAACGCUCGCAGCUCUUCUCUCAGCUCACGCCAACUUCUGUCGCCCACUCUGGUUGUACAUGUUCUCUGCCCACGUGGGGAGCCCUUCAUGGAAGUGGCAUGUCUGUCUCUGACUGAGCCUGGUGGGUAAGUUUUGAUAUAUAACAACAAAAACCUCUUACUUGGCUUCCUGCUCAAGCUGCUCCUCCAGCUGCCCAAUCUUGGCCUCCAGGGCUGAGAUGGUGGCCUUGAACUUGGACUUGACAGCACCCUCUAGCUCCUGCAGCUUGGCCUUCAACUCCUUGUUCUGCCGCUCCAGUUGCUGGCGUGCGUUGUCACUCUUCUGGGCGGCGCUGCGCUCGGCUGCUAGCUCGGCAUUCAGUGUAUCCACCUGGAGAGGAGAGAGUUUAGUCACUUGUGCCUGAGGGGUGGCAUAGCCCUCCCUUGGUGGCGGGCCCCUGUGUGGGCCACCUGCAGAGUGGUCUUGCGGAAGCGGUCGUUGAGCAGCUCCAUGUUGCUCUGCUCCUCCUCAAGCUCCUCCUCCAGCUGUGCAAUCCGAGCCUCCAGACGCCGCUUCUCAUCCAGCAGCGCAGACCUGGCAGGGAAGAGGGGGAAGCAACAGGUCAGUCCCAGCUCAGCACAGCACGGGAGCUUCAGGGAAGACUCCUCCCCGACCCUGGUGCUGAAACCUGAGCAGCCAUUCUCAAGUUUCUCUUUUCCUUGCACCCAUCCCCGAAUCCAUUAGUAGGUCCCACCAACGACACUUGCAAACACCCUCCCCCACUGCCACCACCCAGAUGCAGGCCUGUCAUCUCUCACCUGGACUGCUGGGGUGGCCUCCAGCUGCCCUGCCUGCCUCCCUCCAGCUGUUCUCCACAGACAGCUGCCAGAGUGAACUUUCAGAACACAAGCACGAGCCCAGCCCCCCACCCAUAAACUCUAGUGGUUUUCCAAUGCACUGAGAAUACAAUUCUCAGUCCUCAUAUGGCAUGCUCAAAAAGGUAGAUGAUGAACCUUUGGUUCAAUAAUUCAGUGGAGAAAUCAACUGAAUUGGAAAAAAGAUAAUGACUUUUAACGAAAAAUGAAAUCAGAUAAAGGUCAUAUCUGAGGAACCUGCUUGCUAAACCGAAUGAACUGGAAAGUGAAGAGUGCAGUGCCAGUUAGUGCAGACCAUGGCUCACACCUGCAGGACUCAGGACUGGCAUGGGGUACGAUGGCUGAGGCAGCCCAGGCCCAGCGAAGGAGGAGCAAACCACCUGCUGAUGCCAGGUGUGUUGACACCUCCAGCCUUCUCAGCAGUGCCCUGAGAACCCGCCUCUGCCCCUGGCCAUGGAAGACUCACUUGCCAGAAGUGCUGUUGGCUAUCUCAUCGGCCAGUUCGUCUCUCUCCUGCUCGGCGUGUCGGCGGGCUCGUUCAGACGAGGCAAGUUCCUAAGCAGUGAAGACUGUGUUAAGCUCUGGCUGUGAACAGUUUCCUCACCUGUGGAAUCUGACAGUGGCUGGAGCUGCAGUGACCUUGUUUCUGACACUGUUUACCUGCACCUCAAGCUGUCAUUUAGAUUUGAGAAAUUAAACUGGCAAGGAAAUCUGUUUGGUGCAGGUCAGCCAGGUGGUGUGUGGUGUCAGCAUCUGACACAGAAAUGUCCAGAGGGAACUCUUCCCUGCCAUCAGGGCUUUGCUGUCACUUCCAACCUAAGAGGUGGUGAUGUUCCUGCCCUUCUUGGAAAGCAGGUACUUCUUAAUAUAAACUGAGCGGGAACUUUAUACAAACCCUGGGCCCUAAGAAACAUGAGCUGUACCUACUUACUGCCCUGCGGAAUCUUUCACAUACAUAGUUUGAGAUCAAGUAAACUGGCUGCACGGACCAGUGUGGAUCCAGGCAGCUGUGCAGCAGCGAGGGUCAGCGCUCCCACAGGGAGAAGGCAGGUGGGUGCACCCGUGGGGCUCAAGUGUUUGCAGAGCUGGGCCUCUCUGGUAAGGGCCUCUUGAAGGUGAUGGAGCCCUGGAGAGUCAGGCCUUUGUGGCUCCUCAGCUGGCUCUGUGAGGACUGGGCAGAACAAUGGGGACAGCCCUGUGCCUGCCAGCCCAUGAGAGGAACUGCAUGAUGGCUGUUUUUCCACAAACUUCCUUGGAAAGAUGAUUUGCCACAGAAAGGAGUCAAGGGUGCAUUUAUUUUAUAAAUGAGGGAACUGAGGCCCACCUGGACAAAGAUAUUGGCCCAAAGUCCCAAGGUUGGUCAGCAGCAAAAAGUCGGUUCUGACUCCCUGUUCAGGGCUCUUCCCACCAGCUGCCCUUUCCAAAAGAUGCCACAUUUGGCAAGAGCACACCUUGAAGGUGUCUUAGGAGCAGGGCUGCACGGGAGCUCCUCUGCCUGCUCCAGCACAUGCAAGUGCCUUACAUGAGUGUGGGCUGUGGGUCCUCUGACAGGCCCGGGGCAGGGUGGGAGUCAGGAGGGAAAAAGAGGCAGCACCUGCUCCCGGCCUGACCCCAGAGCCACUGACUCCAGACAGCUCUGCCAUCUGGCCUCUGGUGUUCUGCCCUCUAGGGCUUUUAAGACACUCACUAUCCACUGGCUGGGAGUGCUUUAGGUAGACAGAGGGACCCAUAGGAGAAAGAAAAGGACCCUGAGGCUUCUAAGCCAAAUGAACAGAGGUAUCUGAGGGAAGGAAAAGUGUCAGCAAUAGGGGUAAAGGCAGGGCCAGCUUUCCAGCUCAGUCUCUUCCUAACGCACUGUGAUUCAGACCUUGCCUGAGAGUCUGAAAGAAAAAACAUGGAGCAUGGUACAGAGAAUGCCGCCUGGACAUGUGGGUAAUGGCCCAGGGGCGCUCUCUAGGAGGCAGGCUCCAAGAGCCAAAGCGCCUGGGGAAAUGAGUAUUUGGGCAUCUCACCAGUCAACCCCAUGAUGGAUACAUAGAGCUUACACAUCUACUUCAUUGACGAACAUGCAUCGUUUUUAAGCAUACGUGGAACAUUUACAAAAACAAAUGUGUUCUAGGUCCCAGAGCCCUCUCAACAUUCUCUGACCACAAUGUGAUAAAGCUAAAAUCAACUUAAAAAAGAAGCAAAUGCCAUACAUUUGAAAAUUGAAGCCACAAGCUUAAAUUAUUCAUGGGAUAAAGAAGAAACCAUAAUAGGAAUUAGAAAAAUUUAGAAUUAAAUGACAAUGAGAUGACUCCACAUCAAAAAUCUGGGGAAUUUACAGUCUUUUAUAGACAUAUUAGACAAGAAGCUUGAAAGCUGAUGAGCUAGGUGUCCAACUCAAGAAGUCAGAAAAACGAGUAAAAAAUGGUGAGGCAGAGGACAGCCGGAUGAAAACCUCCCAAAACUGGCUCUCAGGUUCUCUCAGGGUCUGCUUGGCAUUUACUGACCUGGUUUUCAGUUCCUCAUUCAUUCCUGACUCCUAGAGAGCCAUCCUUUCUUGCAAAUUCAACUCUGCCUUUGCUAAUAUUUUACCCAAGAUUUCUAGGUGUUUGUAUUGGGAGUUUUUUCAUAUUAACUGAUACUAACAUUUAACUUAUCUUUCCAGGUUUGAAGAAAAUUUCGAUUACCCAUCAUUUACAUGGUAAUGUGUAUAUUUAAGCGUGUCUUGCUCUGUUAUAAUUCCUGUAGGCAACUUAUCUGUGUCUGCAUCAUGAGAACUUACAAAAAAGAUAAAUAAAGGAAUAACAGGAAUUCAAUGAAAGAAACUUCUCUCCUUUUAAAAAAGUUAUCACAUGAAUAGUGCUUCUGUGUAAAAACAGGCAAUUUUGCAUCAACAAGGUUGGGGUUACACAGUCCUCACGCUUAUCAACACUAAAGUAUCACUUCCCUUUCCUGCACAGGGAGCAGGCCGAGAAGGUGGCCUGAAAAGUUACUCAUCAGCUCCUUUGCCUUUAGCGAGGUAGAGGAAUAUACAUGAGCAGUGUUGAACUGAUCACUUUCUGUUUCCAAACUGAAGUAACAAGGUUGGAGACCAUAUUAAAAGUGGAUACUAAAAAAAAAAAAACCAAAAAACCCAAAAUAAAUGCAACAACUAAAAUGGAUACUGACAUUACAGUGGGCCACAAAGAUAUUAAAAAAAUUUUUUUUGAUCUUGACAAAUUUCAAGGACAAAUAUAUUGAACAAAUGGAAAAGUAACAAACCAACCUCUUGCAAUUGAAGGAUUUCUGCUUCCAGACUCUUCAAUUUCUUUUCACUCUCUUUGGAUUGAGCAAAAAUCUCAUCUCUGGAUGCACGAGCUUCUUCUAAUUCACGUUGGUAAUCCUUCAUCUGAGCCUAAGAUUAAAUAAGAAGGUUUUGGGGGUGAUUUGCAUCCUUAGUUUUAAUUAAAAAAAUUUUUUUAAGAGAUGAGCUCUCGCUAUGUUGCCCAGGCCGUUCUGAAACUCAAGGCCUCAAGCAUUCCUCCUGCCUUGGCCUCCUGAAGUGCUGGGAUUACAGGUGUGAGCCGCUAUGCCUGGCACCAUUCUUAGCUUUUAAACAUGGUUCUUUUUCUAGAUUAUAAAAGUAAUAUACAUUCACUGUAAAUAUAAAAGCAUAUGGAAAUGACAAGGAUAUCAUAAGAAAACUACAGAUCAAAAUGAAAUCCCUUAUGAAUACAACUGCAAAGAUCUUCAGCCACAUAGUAGCAAAAUGAAUCUGGCAACAUGUAAAAAGGAUCAUACUCCACGACCAAGUGGGAUCUCUGAGGAGUGCAAGAUUGGUGGACAACGAAAAGUGAAUUAAUGUAACCAUAUGAUCAUCACAAUAAAAGCUGAAGAGGCACUUGACAAAAUCUAAUACCGUUUCAAUAUAAAAAUACUCAAGCCAUGAACAGAAGGAAAUUCAACUCUUGAUAGAGGGCAUCAGUGAAAAACUGAGCCAAUAUCAUAUGUAAGGAUCAAUGACUGAAUGCCUUCCCUCUAAAAGAUGAACAAGACAAGGAUGUGUUGCUAAGUGCGCUCAAGCAUCUCCUGUGGACACAGUGGACACACGUGGCCUGCUGCCCCACCCAUGGCCAUGCUGACAGUGGUGCUGUGCCCCCACGGUGGGUGACAGCGGUGCAGUGCUGUCCCCUGUGUAAAAGCCACACGGGUCAUGUGGUGCCAUGCAGAGACUCCGUGGGAAGUGGCACGUACCUGGAGCUUGCGGAGCUGCUUGAUCACCUCAUCCCGAGCUUUGUUCGCAGCCUCGAUCUGGGCUUCGAGGUCCUUCAGGUCUAUCUCCAUCUUUUUCUUGGAAGCCACAGCCAGUGCCCGCUGUUUCCUCUCGUCCUCCAGCUCUGCCUCGAGCUCCCGCACCUAACGAACAGCAUUGGAUUAUGCUGGGUUAAGUCCAAGUAUCCACUCAGAGAGCAGGCAGCCUGUCCUCAGGUGGGGGCUCUGGUGACUCGGGUGAGUAGAACCUUCUGUUAUUCUGUAGAGGUCUCUGUUACCGAAUAGUUAUUAUGAACAGAAAACCACAGUAGCUGAAUUUUGUUCAAAGAGAUGUUUAAAUAACACCACCUAGUACAAACCACCCCACUGACUGCUUCAAGGGCACACGAGAAGGCAGCCAGUGACCUGAGCUCAGAGUGUAGAUGAAGCCAAGAUGGAAAGACCCGAGAUGAUGCAGUAAUCAUGUACUAAAGGCUGGGGUAGGCACAGAGUGGGCGUGGGGUAGUUGCUAAGAGGUGCAGAUGGCAUGUCUGUUUCCUAAAGUUGUGAGAAUUUGUGGCAUGGACACGUUACAGGGGUGUCAGAACCAGUCAGAAACUGCCUUUAAUGAGCAGGAAAGUGGGGAGCAGUCAAAGCUGUCCAACGGAGGAGGGACAAAAUGAGGGCCAGUUCGGGAGCAGGCAGAUGGGAGAGUGAGGAUGAGUAGGAUGUGGGCUGGAAACCGAGGGGGACUAACUCUGUGGUGCUCUUCACUCUGUGAGCCCCAUAAUGUGCAGUGGGGAUGGGGCACUACGCUCACACUGUGUGAGGGGUGCUUAGAAGAAGGUGCUCGGGAGUCCUUAAACCAAAUCCUAAUGCCUCAGUCACCAGAAAUGAAGCCGUUGAGCUCCAAACCUUAUCAGCCCAUGAGUCCACGGGGACAGUGUGCCACUGCCUUGACACGCUCUUCCCAACCUGUCCUGCUUCCUCCGCUUAUUCAGCCAUAAAUGCUUUGUCAUGUAUUUAUUAAGGUACAGGGUCAUAAAUAUCUUAAUACCUGCGGCCUAGGUAUUGCUCUAGCAGCUAGAGGCUUGGGUGAGCAAGGAAGGGUCCCUGCCUUCACAGAACUCACGCUUCCCGCAAAGAGGAUGGCGGCUGGUGUGGAGGCAGCGAGGCCUGGUGGAGUGGUGGCUCCACUGGUCCUCACCAAAGGGGAGAAAGAAGGCUGCUGCUGCUGCUCCUCUGCAGGGGUUGGUGUGGGAGAGGAGGAGCAGGGCAGCUGCUCCUGCAUAAUACAGAGGCGCUCAUCGUCUGCUUGCUGGAUUCUGCAGAGAUCCGGAGCUGUACCUCAAGGCACAGGAGAGCAGGAGGCUCCUAAUGUAGAGCCACUUACGUGAUAUUUCAAAGUUUGGUGGUUUAAAAAAAUGUCUAGAAAUUCUUUAAUAUUCCCCACCUUAAAGAGUUGGAGUGUAAUCUCUCUAAUGUGGGCCAGUCUUAGUGACUCGUUUCUAACAAACGGAAUAAAAAAGUGAUCACAUGAGACUUGGGAGAUUAGGUCAUAAAAGGCCUGGAAGCUUCCUCCUUGCUUGCUUUCUUUUGGAUCUCUCAGUCUCCUGAGGCUCCCUCCAGGACACUCAGGAAGCCCAUGUGGUGAGCUGCUGAGGCCUCCUGCUGACACCAUUUGGGUGAGCCAGCUUGGCACAGCUCCUCCAAGCCCACUUUGGGCCUUCAGAUGAUGCAGCCGGGGCUGAGGUCCUGACUGUACCAGACCCACUGAUUCAACAGCUUCCCAAUUCCUCACCCACAGAAACUGUGACAUAAAUGUUGUUACAGUUUGCAGUAAUUUGUUGUUUGGAGUAAUUUGUUAUCCAGCAAUAAUUGACCAAUAGUUAGGAGAGGGAAAUUAACAAAACAAAGCAAAAUUAAAUAUAUCCCAAAUCUGGCUAGGGGUGGUGGCUCAUGCCUGUAAUCCCAGCAAUUUGGGAGGCCAAGGUAGGUGGAUCACUUGAGUCCAGGAGUUUGAGACCAGCCUGGCCAAGAUGAUGAAACCCUAUCUCUAUUAAAAAUACAAAAAUUAGCCAGGCAUCAUGGCGCAUGCCUAUAGUCCCAGCUACUUGGGAGGUUGAGGCAGGAGAAUCACUUGAACAUGGGAGGCAGAGGUUGCAGUGAACCAGUAUCAUGCCACUGCACUCCAGUCUGUAUGACAGAGCAAGACUCUGUCUCAAAAAAGAAAAUAAUACACACACACACACACACACACACACCCUAAA
Callithrix jacchus (white-tufted-ear marmoset) is the source of this 9731-nucleotide messenger RNA. NCBI's taxonomy places the organism in Eukaryota, Metazoa, Chordata, Mammalia, Primates, Cebidae. The record is from RefSeq and is a predicted model, not a curated record.